UUUCUCAACUGUCUUCCUCGUUCCACGAACAAAUCCAUCUCCGGCGAUCCGCCAUGGCCGCCGCCGGCGCCUUCCCCAACUGGAUGAUGCUCGAACGCUUCGUGUUCCGCAGGGACGACCCGGAGACCUUCCCCGAUGACAAGGCGGCGCCCUUGGCGGUCUCCUCCGCCAGCUCUCAGGGCGACCCCUUCCGCGUCGCCUUGCUCAUCGCCGAGCCGCCGGGCAUCUCCCGCUUCUACGUGAAGUGGCCGGGCGGCCUCGAUCCUGAGUUCUCCCCCUCGUGCGACCUCGUGACGGCUCACGGCGACACCAUCGUCUUCAAGCUCGUCUGCAGACCUGUGGCGGUGGAGGGUUCCCCCUUGCCGCAUCAACAACUGGAUUGCUUCCUUUGCAGGGCCUCCCCCUCGUCCUCAUAGCCGCUGCUUCUCAAACGGAUCCCCAUAUGUGCCCAGCCAGUGGUCAUACGUGUGAAGAAGAACGGGACGGAGAUAACCAUGCCGCGCCCGUUUCGCAGUGAAAUCCUUGGUCUCCUGCGCCGUGGCGAAGACGAGUUCGCCAUGGCGCAGCUGCAAGUACCUGGACGGGAACUGUGUGUGCUCCGCUCCCGACUGUCCAACCAUGAUCAUGAUCACAAGUGGGAGGUUUCGCAGAAUGUGCAGAUCCAGUGUGGCGAGGAUGAAUCCUCGGAUUUGUUCUACUGGGCCACCGAUGCCGUGAUCCCCUUCGGGAAAUAUCUGUGCUGGGUUGAUUACAGCAAAGGAGGUAUCGUGUUUUGCGACAUGUUUGAAGUGUUUGAAGAGAUGCCCAAGAUAUCUUACCUCCGACUGCCCAUUGAGGACCGCCCUCCGAGGUCAUUUCGACGCCCAUUUCUUGAUAGGAAGCGCAGCGUGUGCGUCGCUGAAGGUGUACUCAAGUUCAUGAAUGUUUCCCGUGAUGAUGGCGAGCUUUUGGGCCCGAUGGAACCUGGUACUGGUUUUACCAUCACCUCCCAUGUGUUGAAGAUAUCAGAGAGAGGCAACAUGGAGUGGCACAUGGAUUUCUCCAUCAGAAGUGUGGAUUUGUGGGCUUGCAAUAUCCCUGAGCGUCUCCCACGCUGUGCUCUGAUGUACCCUGUCGUGAGUAUGGACAGGCCCCAUCUGUUACACUUCCUCUUAUCCGAGUAUGAUGAGAAUUGGAUUGAGAAGGUUUCAAGGGUAACUAUUGACAUCAGUACCAACGCAGUGGUGUCUGUCCUUCCAUAUAUUGGACAAGAAGAUCAAAGUGAGGAAGAUGCUGAUAUGGUUGAACUGAGGUCCCGAUUUCUCCAGUCCUUUCUCCCCUCUGAGUUCCCCAAGUUCUUGAAUGGCACCAGGAAGAGGAAGAAUCAGGCGUGAGCCAUCACAUUCUCCAGUCUUUUCUCCCCUCUGAGUUCCCCAAGUUCUUGAAUGGCACUAGGAAGAAUCAACACUGUCCUAUGGUGGUUCUAUACUGGUAUAAGCACUAUAUAGAUGCGAUCGCAUGAUUGUGCUGUGCUACGCGAUUGAGUUUCAGUUUAUACCUUUCUUCGUCCAGAUGUCAGUGAAUGUGCUUUACUGUUGAGCUAUAUUAGUUAGGCAUUACUCAAUGCUCACAGAAGCAACUACCGUUGAAUACCAGGUCUUGAUCUAACACUGAAUCUAUAUUUGAGUUGGGUUUUAAUUGCCCGUGUUCAUUCCCUGUAGCAAUGUUUGCAUAGAGUUAAUAUUGGACCAUUUGUUUUAUGAGUAAAUUUCAAGGAACCACAUUUCUUGAGGUAAACUUUUCACAGAACCACACUUUUCGAUAAUUUUCUUGCAGAACCACACUUCUUCAGACUAAUCUUCUCAUUUUACCCAAAAUCGAUGUUUAAGUGCAUUUGACACUUUUCCUUACUGGUGGGACCCACUGUAAGGUCCAUUUCAUUUAUGCAUUUAGCUCCCACAUGUUUUCACAUUUAUUUUCUCCCCCUUCUUCUUCCUCUCCUCUGGCUGCCCCUGCUCCCCUUCAUCUCCUCCUGCUCCGGCCCCAUAAAACUGCGAUGCUGUUCCUGUUCCCGUGCUCAGGCCACAUCAACCCGACGCCGAAGCUGGGCGAGUUGCUGCACUCCCGCGGGGCGCGCGUGACCUUCAUCAACACGGAGCACAACCACGAGCGCCUGCCUGUCGCUCCGCAAGGAAGUAGCAGUCCGCCUCUACCUGAGGCUCCACGAGACGGUCCGGCUCGACCUGUCGCUCCGCAGGAGCUGCCGCGCGCCGCUCGUGGCCCUGCGUUGUGCUCAGCGGCCUCGUCAGCUUCGCGCUGGGCGUCGCGGAGGAGCUCGCCGUCCCCUCCUUCGUGCUCUGGGGCACCAGCGCCUGCGGCUUCCUCUGCACGCUGCGCCUCCGCCAGCACGGCUAUGUACGAAAAGUUACUAGUACUAGGAGUAGUUGUUAAACAAAGUAGAUUCAUUACCAUUGAUACGAUUAGUACACUUGAAUCAGCAACAUUAGCAUAGCAGCCGCCCAGGUAUAUGAGGACACGCUGGAUAUCAUUGUGGCGCUGAACUUCUUUCCAUGCAUGCGUCAUGUUCGGACUGGGAGACAGCGUUCACCCGCACGGCCGCAGCACGCGUUACCUCCGGAAUCCCAAGUUGAGACUUCCUAUUUUUUUCGUACAUAGUACAGACCGGAAGACUGGAAAAAAAUAAAUGUGAAAAUAUGGGGGGGGGGGGGCUAAAUGCAUAAAUGGGAUGGACCUGACAGUGGGCCCCACCUGUAAGGAAAAGUGUCAAAUGCGCUUAAACAUCGUUUUUGGGUAAACUGAGAAGAUUAGUCUGAAGAAGUGUGGUUUUGCGAGAAAAUUAUCAAAAAGUGUGGUUGAGAAGCUUGCCUGAAUAACUGUGGUUCCUUGAAAUUUACUCUUGUUUUAUUGACAAUACCUGACAUGAAGGACACGAAGGUUUGCGUUUGCACUGGAGUUAAUAAUAAUUAAUGAUAUAGGAAUAUGGGUUAAUUAGCACAGCUGUAGGGAAGCAGCACUUCUUUUCCUGCAAUAGACAGGUCACAUGCCAUCCUUGCUAGUUACCAGCAUUUGAGUACUUUUGAAAAUUGCACGGCUCAUUAGAAGAAGAUGGAUUAUGUUACUUGUUUAUAUCUGUACCUAGUUUUGUAUCACUCCACACACUUCAACGGCACAAAAUUAGCAUUCAAUAGAAAAAGAAAAACAGGGCAAUUUUAUGAUAUAAUUUCUUUUGUGCUAUCAAGUCCAAAUUUCAUAACUUGGACCGAGGAAAAUGUAGCAGUUAUCAGCUCAUUUAUGCUUGUAUCUUGUUGUAUAUAUUAUAUCAUUUGUUACUAUAGCCUUAAUUUGUAUCAUAUGUAUGAACAACAAUUAGUUGAAAGUUUGAACAGGUACACGACUUAUUAGCCCUCUC
Messenger RNA from Brachypodium distachyon (stiff brome), 3409 nucleotides. RefSeq lists its product as uncharacterized. The transcript is spliced from 3 exons. The record is from RefSeq and is a predicted model, not a curated record. NCBI's taxonomy places the organism in Eukaryota, Viridiplantae, Streptophyta, Magnoliopsida, Poales, Poaceae. Bases 495 to 1373 code for a protein of 292 amino acids.